GACGGCUAAGAAAUAGUAUAAUGGCUGAUGAUAAACCUGAUGCCACCGGAGGCAGCAGUGAGAAGUCGACAAGUUUAUAUUUUUCUGUGGACACAGUAAAAGCAAUCGGGGAAACAGCAGGGAUCCUUCAACUUCCCGAUCAUGCAACGAAAUAUUUAUCGGAAGAAACCACGUUCAGAUUAAAGGAAAUAAUACAGGAUGCAGUGAAAUUUUGCAGCCAUCGGAAGAGCAAUAAACUCACAUGUCAAGACAUUGAUAAUACUUUGAAGUCCAAGAACCAGGAGCCAUUGUACGGCUUCAUUUCCGACGAAUUCAUCCCGUUUCGUUUCGCCAGUGGUGGGGGUAGAGAGCUUCAUUUUAUCGAAGAAAAGGAACUCGAUUUAAACGACAUAAUUAACGGGGUUUUACCCAAAAUACCCCACGAUGUUGCAAUGAAAGCCCACUGGUUAGCAAUAGAAGGAGUCCAACCAAGCGUUCCUGAAAAUCCAGUUCCUGAAACUCAUUUUUCCAUCGAUGUUUUAAAGAAGCCUGAAGUCAAGAAUGUUCGAACUGGCGUGGAUGCUUUGAAAAGUUGCACUGUACCAAAUAAUAACCCUCUUACCUCAGCUAAGAAACCUGAAAGUUCAUCAUUGGUUCCUUUGAAAGCUCGUUUUACCCAUGAGUUGUCCGUGGAACAACAACUUUAUUAUAAAGAGAUAACGGAAGCUGCUGUUGGAUCUAGUGAAGCAAGGAGAGCGGAAGCGUUACAAAGCUUGGCCACAGAUCCUGGUUUAUCCCAGAUGCUACCAAGGUUCAGUACGUUUGUAUCUGAAGGCGUGAGAGUAAACGUGGUUCAGAAUAACCUCGCACUUCUCAUUUAUUUAAUGAGGAUGGUGAAAGCUCUCAUGGAUAAUUCAACCCUUAACUUGGAGAAAUAUCUUCACGAGAUGAUACCCGCUGUAAUGACAUGCAUUGUGAGUCGGCAAUUAUGUACGAGACCCGACGUGGACAACCAUUGGGCUCUAAGAGAUUAUGCUGCUAGGUUGAUGGCACAGGUGUGCAGGAGUUUCAGCACAUCAACUAAUCUUAUUCAAUCCAGGAUAACAGGAACGUUUUGCAAGUGUUUACACGAUGAUAAAUCAUCACUAGCAGCAAGGUAUGGAAGCGUAGCAGGCCUGGCUGAACUUGGAACAGAUGUUGUCCAGAGUCUUGCAUUACCACGGUUGCAAGUAGAAGGGGAAAGGAUAAAGAAUAUUCUGGAGAGUCCGUUACUUAACCCGAUCGAUAGAACCGCUGCCGAACAUUUACGUGGAUUACUUGUGAAACACUGUGGUCCAGUCAUAAAGAACAUCCGCCAACCACCUGACCUUCCAGAGGAAUAUUUUAAGGAGUACGGGUCCCUGGGACCCCUUAUCUGCCAACACACAAUCAAACUAAGGGACCAGGAAGCUCAUAAGACAAGACUGCUUGCUAGUGCUGGGUUAUCUAGACCAACCACUGUGCAGCAAGGAGUCCGUCCCGGUCUACUUAGCACUGGAAGUACUUCGGGACAAUCUGCAGUCUCGGGGAUAAUCCAUGAGCGCCAUUUCCAACAAACUGACAACCAAUCAAAGUUUAUGUUUUAUGGUUCAAAUACCAACCAGGGAAACAAGAUCCAUUUUCAAACUCCUGGGUUGGACAAUAGUUUGUUGCGUGACCAACACCACCCUUUGUGAAUUCGUAAUAUCUGAUUGUUGUGAAACAAAUGAAUUAUGGUGACUGUAUAACACACCAAGUGAAGGGGGUAACACAAUGUUUGUUGGGAUUUAUGUUCUUUGUUUUGUAAAUAAUGUAUAUUGUCUUUAUAAUAAACACAAAUGAUAGUA
Molecule: messenger RNA, 1844 nt
Organism: Ciona intestinalis (vase tunicate)
Lineage: Eukaryota; Metazoa; Chordata; Ascidiacea; Phlebobranchia; Cionidae
Source: RefSeq, a predicted model, not a curated record